Messenger RNA from Hypanus sabinus (Atlantic stingray), 3190 nucleotides. It is a transcript of the gene sqstm1, whose product is annotated as sequestosome 1. Gene Ontology annotation, biological process: endosome organization; mitophagy; aggrephagy. Gene Ontology annotation, cellular component: amphisome; aggresome. The record is from RefSeq and is a predicted model, not a curated record. The transcript is spliced from 8 exons. Gene Ontology annotation, molecular function: protein kinase C binding; K63-linked polyubiquitin modification-dependent protein binding; zinc ion binding. NCBI's taxonomy places the organism in Eukaryota, Metazoa, Chordata, Chondrichthyes, Myliobatiformes, Dasyatidae. Bases 136 to 1449 code for a protein of 437 amino acids.
UGGGGAGUUGAGGGAGGGGCGAGAGGAUAUAAGGACACCACCCGGCCCUGCCUCUCCAUUACGCUCCAGAGCGGUUGCGCAGUCUUUGCAAUCUUCGCUGAGUCUCCGCAAUCUCUCACUGCGUCAGCGGGCCCGAUGGCUCUCACCGUGAAGGCCUAUCUGCUCGGCAAGGAAGAGAACAACCGGGAGAUCCGGCGCUUCGCCGUCGACCAUGGUGUCUCGGCCAGCUUCGCGCACCUUUACCACAAGGUGGGCAGCGUCUUCCAGACUCUCCGCUCCGACACCUUCCAGAUGUAUUACAAAGAUGAGGAAGGGGACAUGAUUGCUUUCUCCAGUGACGAAGAGCUGUCCAUGGCCCUGUCCUACCUGCAGGAUACAAUCUUUCGCAUCUACAUUAAAGAAAAGAAGGAGUACAAACACGGACAGGACAAGUCUGCUGGUGUAGUCCAUCCAAACAUCGUCUGUGAUGCCUGCAAUGGCCCCGUGAUUGGUCCUCGUUACAAGUGCUCAGUCUGCCCCGACUACGAUCUGUGUGGCAGCUGUAAGGGCAAGGGCUUCCACAAGGAACAUGAGAUGAUUCUCUUGCAGACUCCGCAGUGCUUCCAUCCAGUUGAGCGGAUUCCCAGGGGAAUGUGGUUUCACAAGAGGAGGAAUGGAGGUCCAUGUCGCUGGGCUAUGGCACAACAAGAUCCCUUUGUCCAGGUUGCAUCGUGCAUCAGCAAACAACAGUCACCAGCAGCAGAGCCAACCCCAGCUGAGCAAGGUGCAGCUACUGAGUCCAUGAACCAGGACAAGUAUGUCAGUUAUCUGCAGGGUGUGGGCCGAAAUGUGGCUGCAAUGUUGAACCCCCUGGGUAUUGAUGUGGAAUAUGAGGGCCAGCGGUUUAAAGCUACUGGAUACUCCAUUAACAGCCAGGCUGAGCCUGCAGACAGUGACUCCUGCCCUGAUCUACUGACUGCCAACCAGGGCAAGGCAAGGGGGACUUCCAGCCUGGAGCAGAGUGAAGCAGUUCUAAUGGACAUAGGAGAGUCUGCCCCAAAUCCACAUUCCCCGGUGGAUCUUACCCCAAUACAGGGGGAGUCCAAGCCUGCCAGUGUCGACAGCAACAGUGAAGAGGAAUGGACUCAUCUGUCACCCAAAGGAGUUGAUCCAUCUACUGGAGAGUUGCUAUCCAUGCAGCAUCUUCAUCUGGAGGAAGUGGAGUCGUCAGAGCUGCGAUCAGGCGCUGAGUCCUGUGAGCAGGUAUCCACUGGACUGAGGGAGGCAGCUGAGUACCCUCAUCUUCCACAGGACGCUGAACCUCGGCUGAUAGAAGCCCUUUCUCAGAUGUUGUCCAUGGGUUUCCAUGAUGACGAAGGCUGGUUGACCCGGCUCCUGCAAGCCAAGCAGUGUGACAUCGGUGCAGCUCUCGAUGCAAUGCAGCCCGCAAAGGGAUCGGCUCACCAGUGAGGAAGAAAAGAUGUACGCGCAGCAACAUUAAAUCCUUGUGCUGCUGCAAUAUUAUUCAGGCUGUUGCACUUUCUUUGAAUGGAUUGUAAUACUCAUGCUUAAACCAUUCUGCUUUGGGGAAUCUCUUGGCAGGGCUGAGCAGGGACUUAGUCAACAUUUAAUUAGGUGCCUUGAACUUUACCACUUUCAGAUACCUUCUUGGAUUUUUUUUUUAGUUAUACAACUUAAGAUCACCCAAACUAUCUGUACUGUGGAUAAUAAUAAUAAAAAAAUCUCCUUGUAUGGGAGAAAUUCAAAUGGUUUUAUAUCUUUAUAACUUCACCCUACUAUUUCCAAUAGUGUAUUCUGUCCACUCUCCUCUCCCAUCAGAUUCCUUCUUCAGCCCUCCAACCCCUCCCAGCUUCCCUUUCACCCCCAGCUUGUACUCCUUCCCUUCCCCUCAUCUUACUGUCUUCCUCCAUUGACUGUUUAUUUCCCCUCCUGUUUGUUUGUGUUUGUUCUGUACUGUGGGGCCAGUUGCUUUGUCGUGUAUUAGGGGACAUAUGCACAACAAAGUAACUGAUUCCUCCAUUACUGAAAACAACUAUUCACAAUUCAGUAGCUGCUAUGGUUAACAGCUGUGAUGCAGAUUCCUUGGAAACAGUUGCUUACUGGUAAACGGUAGCACUGAUGUACAGGAAUUUUUUUGUUUUGUUUCUUUGUUUGAUUGUCAGCACCACAAUCUCAAAAUAAGAGGGACCAGUCUCCAAGGGAAGAGAGAGAAAUAUGUUUGGAUAGGUGUAUUAGGGGAACAAUAUGAAUUGAAUCACUGCUGUGUAAUUGCAGGCAGGUUCAAUACAGCAGUGUAGCUGUCCUGUCAAGGCUACAAACCAGAGGAGGGCAAGAGCUUGAUAAACAAUGGCUGGAACAGUUAAAUAGUACUUUCCCUCUGCAACAAUCAGAGUCAGGUUAUCACUGUGAUGUGUUGUGAUAUUUAUUGUCUUGUGGCAGUAGUACAGUGACUAUAAAUUACAGUAAGAAUUAUACAAGACUACCCAAAGUGCUUCCCAAUACAAACAUCAAACAAUAGUUGACAAUAAACCACAUGAGACCUUAAGGAAUUAACUGGAGCUCAGAGCUGGGCUGUCGAACAAGGUAGAUGGGAUAAUUUCAGAGUUUGGAAUUUUAGCAACUAAAGUCACAGCUACAAUUUAAAACCAGGAGAGUAAGAAGCCAGAAAGGAGUGAAUCCUCAAAAUUGGAAUGGCUAAGGAGCAUGGAAGGGUGUGAAACAAGGACCAUAAGUUUAAAACAUUUUUUGGUGAAAUGAGCAGUGGCCACCAAAGGAGUAAGCGCAUGAGAGAGAAAAAUGGAGGACUAUGGGAAAGAAAGGGGUAGAUUGAUCUUGCAGUAGGUUAAAAUAUCAAUAUAACAUUGUGCGACAAAGGGUCUGUACUGUUCUAGGUUCCACAGUCUUGAUGUGAGGCAGAUCCAUGUAUAACCUCCAGAAAUGUCAGGGCAGGUCUUCUCUGUAGCUUGCAGAGCUACAGAGAAGAGGUUAACUACAGUGUAAGGCACUACUGAUGGUUUUCUCACUCAAUGUGGUCUAAAACAACUGGUGUACGUCCAGUCUGUCUGUCUCUCUCUCUCUCCCUUUACAUUUCCUGCAUCUUACUUAAGCCCUGCUCAGCCUAAUUCAGCAUCAGAAACUCUGUAUUUGUUUUCUUGUUCCUAGCAAUAAAAUGCAUUUUAAAAAGCAAAAA